AGUAAAGUUUCCUGUUUGGAUUUUUUUUUUUGGCGCAAUGGCGGAGCACAUAGAGGGAGAAAGCGCCACGGCUAGUGAUAGCAGAAUGGCCCUGCAGCAAGCUUUACGUUUUCCCAGCCCAGCGCCCCCUCCCAGCACAGUCAUGCGAGGUCCACCACCGCUUCUACGGCCUCCACCUCCUCCGUUUGGCAUGAUGAGGGGUCCUCCACCACCCCCCAGACCUCCUUUUGGACGUCCGCCUUUUGAUCCCAGUAUGUCAGCGAUUCCCCCACCUGGUGCCAUGCCUCCACCGAUUGCACCGCCUCAUCUACAGAGGCCCCCCUUUCUGCCUCCACCCAUGGGGAGCAUGCCCCCUCCUCCUGGCAUGAUUUUCCCUCCUGGAAUGCACCCGGUACCAGCCGCUGGGGGUGCUGGUGGCACAUCAAGUGAGGAGAUCUGGGUGGAGAACACCACUCCAGAGGGAAAGGUCUACUACUACAACGCUAGAACCCGUGAGUCAGCCUGGACCAAACCAGAGGGGGUAAAGGUCAUUCAGCAGUCAGAGCUUACGUCUAUCGUGACUGUCCAAGGAGGAACAACAGGAUCUGCGUCCAGCAGCCCUGCCUCUACUACAUCCAAUACUGUGACUACAGUGACUCCUGUCUCCACCCAGCAGGCUUCCCCCACCCACACACUCGCAGCCAGCCCUGAACGGACCAAUAGCCCUUCACCUACUGUUUCCCAGCCCAUGGCCAUACUAUAUGACCCCCAAAAGUCAUUUGUCAACAGGGCUGGCAUCAUUAUGAAAAAAGCUCCUGCUGUAUCUGAGAUCCCUCCUGUAGUGUCUACGCCUCCUGUCAGUGUCGGUGUGACUCCAGUUGCUGUGGUCAGCGUUCCAACAGUCACAGCUACAGUUACAGCGGGGCAGACGCUACCGUUACUUCCUCGAAGCCUCCCACCAGGUCUUCCCCAUGCUGUCGCCCAGCCUGCUGCUGCAAUCCCAGCGUUUCCCCCGGUCAUGGUGCCUCCAUUUAGAGUGCCUUUACCUGGCAUGCACAUCCCUCUGCCAGGUAUGUUACCGAGCAUGGGCCCUCCUUUAGUACCCAUGAUGCACCCACAGCUGGCCAUCACGGCAGCUCCUGCUGCUUUGGCGGGUGCGCACCCGUUCCUAGAGUGGUCCGAAUACAAAACGAUGGAUGGCAAGACGUACUACUAUAAUAACCGUACUCAGGAAUCUACCUGGGACCAACCUCAUGAACUAAAGGAGAAAGGUGUGAUGUAUAAGGGUAGAGACGAAGCUAAAGAUGACCAGUCUGCUGACGACUCUGAUGCUAUGGAUAUCGGUGAUGUAGAACUGAAAGCCGAAGCCUCCAUUCUGGCCAAAGAGGCACCAAAGGAGGAAGAAAUGACAGAAGAAGAAAAAGCAGCUCAGAAGGCUAAACCUGUGGCUACCAACCCUAUCCCUGGAACUCCCUGGUGUGUGGUGUGGACCGGUGAUGACCGUGUGUUCUUCUACAACCCCACUACACGACACUCCAUGUGGGAUCGACCAGACGAGUUGAUCGGUCGGGUGGACGUGGAUAAAUACAUCCAAGAACCUCCGCACAAGAAGACUUUAGACGACUCGAGGAAAACGGCCACGAGCAUCGCCAAAGAGGACCCUGAAGCCAGCACAGAAGAAACACAAGAUGAGCCUUCUAAGGCUAAGAAGAGGAAGAAAGAGGAGGUGAAAGAAAGCGAUGCUGAGAAAGAGGCGGCCGUGGAGGCCGAGCUGAAGGCAGCUCGCGAUCGGGCGGUUGUACCCCUGGAGGCCCGCCUCAAUCAGUUCAAGGACAUGCUGCUGGAGAGAGGGGUUUCAGCCUUUUCCACAUGGGACAAAGAGUUGCACAAGAUAGUGUUCGAUCCACGCUAUUUACUUCUCAAUCCCAAAGAGAGGAAGCAGGUGUUCGAUCAGUUUGUGAAGACUCGGGCGGAAGAGGAGAGAAAAGAGAAGAAAAACAAGCUCAUGCAAGCGAAAGAAGAUUUCAGGAAGAUGAUGGAGGAUGCCCGACUUAACGUUCGGACUACAUUCAGCGAGUUCGCGUCUAAACAUGCGAAGGAUCCUCGUUUCAAGGCCAUCGAUAAGAUGAAGGACCGAGAGGCCAUGUUCACAGAGUUCAUGACGGCCUUUAGGAAGAGAGAGAAGGAAGACUCCAAAAACAAAGGAGAUAAGGUGAAGCAGGACUUUUUUGACUUGCUGUCGGACCACCACGUGGACAUUCAGCAGCGCUGGAGCAAAGUCAAGGACAAGCUGGAGACCGAUCAGCGCUACAAGGCUGUAGAGAGCUCUGCAGCUCGAGAGGAGCUCUACAGACAGUAUGUGGAAAAGCAAGCGAAGAGUGUGGAUGCUGAGAAGGAGAAGGAAAUGGAACGCCAGGCUCGUAUCGAGGCAAGUCUGCGUGAGCGAGAGCGCGAAGUGCAAAAAGCCCGGUCUGAGCAAACCAAGGAGAUCGACCGAGAGAGAGAGCAGCACAAGCGUGAGGAAGCUAUCCAAAGCUUCAAAGCUUUGAUGUCUGACAUGGUGAAGUCCACCGACGUCUCCUGGUCAGAUACAAGGCGCAUCCUGCGCAAAGAUCAUCGCUGGGAAUCUGCUGCCCUGUUGGAGCGCCACGAGAAGGAGAAGUUGUUUGAGGAGCACGUGGAAGUUCUCACUAAAAGAAAAAAAGAGCAGUUCAGGCAACUGUUGGAUGAGACGACCAUGAUCACACUGACCACCACAUGGAAGGAGGUAAAGAAGGUCAUUAAAGACGAUCCACGGUGCAUCAAGUUCUCCAGCAGUGAUCGAAAAAGACAGAGGGAGUUUGAAGACUACAUAAAAGACAAAUACAUCACAGCCAAAGCUGACUUCAGAACGCUUCUAAAAGAGACAAAGUUCAUUACAUAUAGGUCCAGAAGAUUGAUCCAGGAGUCGGACCAGCACUUGAAGGACAUCGAGAAGAUCCUCCAGAAUGACAAACGUUAUCUGGUCCUCGACUGUGUCCCCGAGGAGCGCCGAAAGCUCACCAUGUUCUAUAUAGAGGAUCUGGACCGUCGAGGACCCCCACCUCCCCCGACGGCGUCGGAGCCGACCAGACGCUCUACCAAGUGAUUUUUUAAAAAAAAAUCCCGACAUCCGAGCACUGAACAGUCGGAAUUUAUCCUGCACUGAGCACAGUGAUUACACAGAACAUGCGUGUAUUUAAUCAAACCAUGUACAUCUACUGGCUGCUGGGGGGGGCGGGGGGGGUAUUGACUAGAACAGGUUUAAAUAUUCGCGUUAAUCCGUGAUCUUUGGCUGUUUUGUAGACGCUGCCACGAUUGGUACAGCAGCCCCGUCUCUUCACGACCCAGAAUACGUAUUUUUAGCCAGGUGCUGCUAAAACAGCAGGGGACGGAAGUGUGUAAGCCAGUGCAGUGUUCAUUUUCAUUAAUUAUGUACCACUCUGUAAAUGGUGCAGAUGUUUCAUGUUUCUUAAAGUGGAAUGCUUAUGACAUGUUGCUGUUUCUGUAAGCGGUGACUGGAAAUAAACGCAGCCUCAGGCUUUUUCAUUUUU
Molecule: messenger RNA, 3551 nt
Organism: Ictalurus furcatus (blue catfish)
Lineage: Eukaryota; Metazoa; Chordata; Actinopteri; Siluriformes; Ictaluridae
Gene: tcerg1b
Product: transcription elongation regulator 1b (CA150)
Exons: 21
Coding region: 38-3106 (1022 amino acids)
Cellular component (GO): nucleus
Molecular function (GO): RNA polymerase binding; transcription coregulator activity
Source: RefSeq, a predicted model, not a curated record